ACUUUACCACCCACACGGUUAUGGCUGAAACACCAGCGCUACAUGGCAAGUCUUCUUCUUCAGCGAGUGUAUAUACUACAGAGGAUGAUCAUGGAUCCUUGCUGGAUAUAUUGGAGGGAUCACGUAAGCGCCAGGAGGGAAGUUCUGGAGAUUGGGGGGACUACAUGAAAACAAAACGUCGAAAACUGAACGAUCAAUUCCAAAAUUUGGAUGUACCCAGCGUUUCAUCAAUAUUCAAAGGUGUAACAAUAUACGUGAAUGGAUGGACUCAGCCAAUAGCAGACGAUCUCAAAGAAAUGAUUCAUUCGCACGGUGGACAUUACGAAUACAACCUUUACUCUAAAUCACGUGUAACACACACAAUUGCUACCAACCUUCCCAACGUUAAGAUAAAUAACCCUGGUCGUACUGUUGUGUGUACCCCGGCGUGGAUAGUAGACAGUAUAGCGGCUGAUAGGCGUCUACCUGUGGACAAGUAUCUCCUGUACAGUAGAGGGGGUGCUCAGCAACAGCUGGUGCUAGAGGAGGUCAGGGAGAGCCCACCACAAGACCAACAGCUGGUGCUAGAGGAGCUCAGGGAGAGCCCACCACAAGACCAACAGCUGGUGCUAGAGGAGCUCAGGGAGAGCCCACCACAAGACCAACAGCUGGUGCUAGAGGAGCUCAGGGAGAGCCCACCGCAAGACGAGCAAGACGCUGAGGAUCUAACGUCUGGUUCUGAUGAGCUCUUCCCUGAGCCUGAUUCAAUUUCUGAAGCUGGCUCCUCAGAAUGUUCUGAGGCUGACUCCAUUACUGAUGGCCAACAGGGGACAUCAGUUGUCAAAGCUUACCAAUCAUCAGAAGGAGCAGAGUUUGUCAACAGUUUCUUCACUCACUCGCGUCUUCAUUACCUCUCAACUUGGAGCAUGGAAUUGAAACAGUUCACUGCCAAGAUGCUGCGCCUAGUUUCACCAAGAUACCCUCUGCUGCCAGCCAGAGACUCACUGAGGGGGACAGGUGUGAGGGCCGUCGUUCAUAUUGAUCUGGAUUGCUUCUUUGUGUCAGUUAGUAUUCGCAACAAACCUCAUCUCAAAGGAAAAGCCGUGGCUGUAACUCACGCUAAACUACCCAAAACUGGUUCUGAAUCGAAACAUCCCACAACUAAAGACUCCAUUCCAAAGCAUCUCCUUGACUCUACAUCAGACAUAGCCUCUUGUAGUUAUGCCGCUAGGGACGUUGGGGUUAAGAAUGGAAUGUCUGUGGGUGAAGCCAUUAAACUGUGCCCAGAUCUCAUUCCACUGUCAUACGAUUUCGAAGCCUACCGAGAAGUUUCACAAUGUUUCUACGAGAUUCUGCUGCAGUAUUCGUCGUGUGUUGAGGCUGUCAGUUGCGAUGAAGCUUUUAUAGAGCUCACUGAUUACGUAUCAGGUCCAGAACAAGUUGAAGAUUUGGUUCUAAAACUGAGAAGUGAGGUGGAAUCUAAAGUUGGUUGCACUGUUUCAGCCGGGGUUGCUCACAAUAUGCUCUUGGCGCGAAUGUGCACUCGCAUUGCUAAACCCAACGGACAGUUUUAUCUCCCUUUGAUUAGUACGGGCAAUUUCCUAGAAUCUCAGACAGUGAACAACCUGCCAGGAGUUGGAUAUUCCACUACACGCAAGUUGAGGGAAAUGAGCAUCGAAACAUGCUCACAGCUGCGAACUUUAUCAUUGGAGAAAUUACAGAACACUUUUGGAAACAAGACUGGAAAAUCUUUGCAUGAUUUUGCCCGCGGAAUUGACGAAAGAGAACUAAAAACGGAAACGGAGAGGAAAUCUGUGUCUGUUGAUAUAAACUAUGGGAUACGUUUCAAGAACAUGUCUGAAGCAGAAUCACUCAUAAGCAAUCUUGCUACAGAGCUAGAGAAGCGGUCAUGUGAUGCUGGAGUAGUUGGUGGUACUGUGACACUUAAGAUGAAGAUCAGACAAGCCUCAGCUCCUAAAGAGACAUGGAAGUAUCUGGGUCAUGGUGCCUGCAAUAAUGUAACAAGGUCCCUAACUCUCUUACAGCCUACAAGGUCAGCUGGUGAGAUGACACGCUUGGCACUCCGUCUGCUCAAGCAAGUUGGCCCAGUGGCUAGUGAUAUUCGAGGCAUGGGACUACAGCUUAGCAAACUAGUGCUGCCCUCCUCUGAAGGUUCCUAUCUGGGUAUGGACAUGAGGGCCUUCUUGAAGCCAAUGUCUGAUCAAGAAUCAAGACCAACACCUCCUCCACUUGAGGCUAACGCUCGCCCCAAACCCACUCUGACCAACUUCUUCAGAGAACCCCCUCACGCUGCUAAGGACAGUGCCCCCAUUGACCUCCCCCCUCUCUCCCAGCUGGAUAACAGUGUCCUGAAUGCCCUACCCGAGCUACUCAAGGAUGAGAUACUGCAUGAGUAUGCCAGCAAGCAAGCCAAGGAAGUGGAGACAACUACACCGAAUGAAGAGCUGACACCACCAAAAGAUUUGCUGGACAGUGAUCGAACUCUAGGGGUGAUUAUUACAAACGAGAGCUUGUUCCUCAGAGACAUAAGGAGGUAUAUUCAAGAUUGGAUCCUGCACUAUAUUGAGGGUCCUCCUGAGGAAGAUGUCGCGAUAUUCAGCGAUUAUCUUAUUAAACUAUCCACUGGGAACCUUGAUGUAACGUCACAAGCCCUCAAGGCUAUGCGGCGACUCACCCUCAAGCUUGAGCUGAUAUCUUGGUACCCUGUGUUCAACCUACUGCUGGAGAAUGUGGAGCAAUGUGUUGGGGAACAGUAUAGUGGACACCUGGACAUACCCCCUAUAUAAAGUCAUAGUGUGUGUCAUGUUAUUUGUGUAUAUAUUAUAAGAAUUUCUUGUGCGGCUACUA
Molecule: messenger RNA, 2847 nt
Organism: Halichondria panicea
Lineage: Eukaryota; Metazoa; Porifera; Demospongiae; Suberitida; Halichondriidae
Product: DNA repair protein REV1-like
Exons: 3
Coding region: 21-2786 (921 amino acids)
Biological process (GO): error-free translesion synthesis; error-prone translesion synthesis
Cellular component (GO): nucleus
Molecular function (GO): DNA-directed DNA polymerase activity; damaged DNA binding; deoxycytidyl transferase activity
Source: RefSeq, a predicted model, not a curated record